Bolinopsis microptera is the source of this 1159-nucleotide messenger RNA. Its product is annotated as transcription initiation factor TFIID subunit 11-like. Gene Ontology annotation, molecular function: protein heterodimerization activity; transcription coactivator activity. The transcript has 3 exons. Bases 433 to 882 code for a protein of 149 amino acids. Gene Ontology annotation, biological process: RNA polymerase II preinitiation complex assembly; transcription initiation at RNA polymerase II promoter. NCBI's taxonomy places the organism in Eukaryota, Metazoa, Ctenophora, Tentaculata, Lobata, Bolinopsidae. The record is from RefSeq and is a predicted model, not a curated record. Gene Ontology annotation, cellular component: nucleus; transcription factor TFIID complex.
GUUGUAGAUUGAAGCGCUGCUGUCCCUGCACUCGUUAUAACACUGGAGAUGUUGUGUUCAACAAGAAAGCAAUUUGUUGAACUUGAUACCAAAGUGGCAGAGUGGAGAUAAAUUGAAGAUGUAUUAAACCGAUCUGAAUUUGAAGAUUUCCGUUUUUGUUUUACCUUAGUUGAUUUUUGUCGGAUUCUAGCACAAGAUCUCUUGUUGUCUUCUCGUAAUUACUGAGCUGAUUAUGCUAAGUUUUAAUCGUUACUGUCAUGUCAGCCUUUUGUUGUAGAUAAACUUUGUUUUAGUGCGUCUCCAAUUAUAAAAGUUGUUAUUUUGACGAAUGACAAUCUCAACUUUUGCUCCAGUCUGUGGUUGUUUCUAUUAAGUUUGAUAACUAAAUUAUGAACAUAGACACAGCUAAAUAAAUCACCCAAUAUAGUGAACAUGUCCAGUGUGAAGGACAGGUUAAAAGCGGAGUUAGCAUCGAAUGAGCCUGAAGCAAGCACCAGUGCUAGUGGUACUAAAGAAAUACCUGCUCCUGAACCUGAUACAGAAGAUAAAGCAAAACUUCAGAUCCUAGUUUCGGCGCUGAGCGAGGAACAACUUGACAGAUAUGAAGCGUUCAGAAGAUCCAAGUUUCCCCAGUCUAUGAUGAGGAAGACUGUACAUGGAAUGACGGGGGUUAUGCCCUCUAGUAACUGCUGUAUUGCUUUAUCAGGUAUUGCUAAAGUUCUAGUUGGUCAGAUAGUCGAGGAGUCACUGGAUGUACAAGAAAGUCUCAAAGAAAGUGGACCAAUACACCCCAAACACAUCCGGGACGCGGUGAGACGUCUCAGAAACCAGGGACAGUUAGGAAUCAGUCAUCACAGGAAGAAUAAGUUGAAGAGGCUGUGAGGUGGAUGUAAUGAAAUUAGAGUUAUUGUAAGUCACAGCAGAGCUGUAAGCGGACAAGUUGCCAGCAACAAGAUUCAGAUGUUAUCAGUCUAUCUAGUGUGGUGGAAUUAUUAUGCUGAUACAAAUUAAAAGAGAUGCUCAAAUAUAUGUUCACGAUGAUGACAAUGACGAGUGACGACGAACUGUAUUGUAAUAAAUUUUCAGUUUAUACGAAUUAAAUAUUUAUGUAUGGAAUCAAUCAUUCGAGAAAAUCGAAUUUUCAUGAAACUUUAGUAGU